Molecule: messenger RNA, 936 nt
Organism: Oppiella nova
Lineage: Eukaryota; Metazoa; Arthropoda; Arachnida; Sarcoptiformes; Oppiidae
Source: the annotation of a GenBank genome assembly
UAAACCGUCGAUGUAUAGAAACAAUCAACGAUUACUCAAAAAGACUUAUGAAUGCAAAUCAAUGGCUUAUGAUUUUAUACACGAUUUGGUGUAUAUAGGAGUCGCUAAAGGUAUCGAAGUGUUUACUAUUGGCCACAAUCUGUACUCAUAUGAUGUGGUCAUUCAUAAUGAAUAUCAUAAUUCAUAUGAUGUGGCGGUCGACCCUAACAAUGGACUACUUGUAUGGUCUCAAACGAAGUAUACGUUAGUCUCAUAAGAAUAUAUGGGAAGCAUAAUGCGUGCCAAUCAGGACGGCUCUAACAUACAGGUGCUCUAUAAUAGUACGGGAAAUAUUAAAACAUUAACACUCGACAUACGCUCACAAUUGGUUUAUUGGAUCGAUACAGACGCCCUUUUUUUGAAAUCAAUCACUUACUCAGGGACUUAUUACCGGUUAAUAAAAGAUAGUUCCCAGUUUAGUUCUGCAUUUUCUAUGGAUAUGUUGGGGAAAACAUUUUUUGGUCCAAUUCUGGUACCAAUUCUAUAUAUAUAACCGAUAUUACCGAAAGGGAAGGUGAGGAGAUGUUGAUCACGUCGUACGCAGAUUUACAGGCUAUCCGUGUCCUCGACCCUAACCGACAAAUCAAUGGCACAAAUAGGUGUCUCAAUCAUGAAUGUUCGCAACUCUGUCUACCCGUCCAACAUUACUACCGUUGUGUUUGCACUAAGGAUCGGAUUCUGUGUAAAGAGAAUGAAACAUUAGUACUGCAAACAAAUGACACGAAUCUUAUAGAGAAUACAACCGAUGAUAGUAUGGGAAGGAUAUCACAAAAAUUGGAUUCUUUGCUGAACACGACUAGUAAUGCCACCAACUAUUGGAUUAUUAUAGCAGUGAUUAUCAUAUCUAUUAAUUUACUGCUAAUCGGUAUCUAUUUUUACCGCAAAAUCAAAGCGUAA